Messenger RNA from Symbiodinium natans, 705 nucleotides. Lineage: Eukaryota; Dinophyceae; Suessiales; Symbiodiniaceae. The record is from the annotation of a GenBank genome assembly.
AUGGCCCACUUCAUGAACGUGCCUUGGCUGUGGAAGGACAACAUGGAGGUGGUUCGCCACUGGGAUGGGCGAAGCGCAUCGCGCAGCUUUUCACUCAGUGUUGUCGGUGUGGGCAUGCUUCGCGUCUCGGUGGAGGCAGCGCCGCCUCUGAUGCGUCUGCGUGCGGAAUGUCAAAGCACAGGAGCAUGCCCCGCGCCACUCCGAGUUUGGGAUGCGGAGGCCAGCCUUGCUCGGCGCGCCGCCAGCUUGCAGGUCGAGGCCUUGAAAGGCCCGCGAGCACUGCUCACGGAGUGUGGCCGGAGUCGGAGUGACGGCGUGACGGCCCCCGAGCGCGCGGAGCCUGAUCCCAAAAGGACGAGGAUCUUUCGGCUUCUUGAUGCCCGCACGUGUGAGGUGCAGCGCGGUGCAGCCAGGGAGAUUUCAUCGCCGCCGGCGAAGCGCCGGAAGGGCGAUGAAAGGCUUCCGGCUUCCAGAAAGCGCCGGGCAUGUGGAGCUUCCACGCCACCGCAGAGCUCAAGCAAAAGGGUGCGAACUGCUUCGAGGCUCCGAGGAGUUCUGGAAGGUCUCGGCACAGAGCAUCCUGCCAAGCGCCGUUUCAACGCUCGCGUCGGCGAAGACGAUCAAGGUCGCUACCACUAUGAUGUGUGUGAGCUCAAAUUCGAUGCAAGAAAGCGUCUAAGAUUGCCAGCUGAGAGAGCCACAUAG